CGGUGUUGUGAAAUUGCUAACGUCCCGCUUGUGAAUCGGUCUGACGUCACAUGACCCAGGAACCAGAAGUGCGAUCUACGUAAAUGCUAGCUAGCAACGUGUGACAAAGUAACAGCCAGGGAUGUUUUUUGCCGGGAAGUUUUUAUGCUAAUUCCAGUGUAACAACGUUUCAGUUGACAUGACGACUGUCAUAGAGGCCGGUCUUUCGGUGUCUCUUGAUCUUUCUUCAGUCGUUGAAGCGGCUGUGAGGGUUGCAGUGUGCUCUGUGCUUAAAGAGGUUCAAAGACUCAUCGGUAAAGAUGUGGCCGAGCUGCGAGUGGCUCUUUCUAGAAAGGAGUGCGAGAACGAAAAGCUUAGGACGCAGCUGGAUAUGGCGAGACGAGAGUUGAGAGAUCGGACGAGCUCCGAGAAAAGGUCUAUAUUAAACAGCGACCUAUCAUCCUCUUGUAACGAAGACGCGAGUGGGAAUAAUACCAGUUCUCGUCACGGCGUACGUAGUAACACAGAUGAAGACCCUAGCGGACUGGCCUUGGACGGCUCAUCAAUUUGGAGUCACCCCUGGGACAGUGACGCUGGUAGUGAUAUGCAGCAUAACUUUAUUGACCCACUAGAGAACAUAGAAUCCAAGCGUGACUUUACACCAGAUGUGGGCUACAGUUUGGAUGCUGCAGAAACAAACACAGAACCAAAUCCCACAUGUGAGCUUUUGGACUCGAUCGCUGACUCUGUGGCAGUGACGACAGCCUCCAUUACAUCUCAUGGCGAAAGUACAGUAAGCAACGUUAACCUGGUUGAUGCCCACACAACAAAGGAGCUGAGAGUCGUACAGGUAAAGGAGGAAAUUUCUUCUGGACUGUCUUCCUCCACUGCGCAUGGGUUGUCGCAUCCUGACAAAGCAGAGCCCUAUAUCUGCGGUGAGUGUGGGAAAAGCUACUUCUGGUUAAGUAGCUUGAAAAAGCACCAGAAGACCCAUCAGCGCACGCAUACAAACCCACGGCCGCACCGCUGCACAGACUGCCCCAAGACAUUCAGUUACCUCUCCAGCCUGAAGAAGCACCUGCUUAUCCACACGGGGGAGAAGCCGCACCACUGCAGCCUCUGUGGGAAGCGUUUCCGGCAAAUCCAGCAUCUAAAGGAGCACUGCAAGACCCACGAGGACAGCAAGCCCUUCCGUUGCGGGGAGUGCGGCUGGGGAUUCAAUAAUGGGUCCAACUUCAAGCGUCACCUUCUCAUCCACACGCGGCAGAAGGCGGACUAGAUUAGAGAACUUUAGUCGUGAUCUUUUAAAAUGAUUUAUCUACACUCACUUUUU
This is a messenger RNA of Anguilla rostrata (American eel), 1312 nucleotides long. Its product is annotated as zinc finger protein 37-like. The transcript has 2 exons. Gene Ontology annotation, biological process: regulation of transcription by RNA polymerase II. NCBI's taxonomy places the organism in Eukaryota, Metazoa, Chordata, Actinopteri, Anguilliformes, Anguillidae. The record is from RefSeq and is a predicted model, not a curated record. Gene Ontology annotation, molecular function: DNA-binding transcription factor activity, RNA polymerase II-specific; RNA polymerase II cis-regulatory region sequence-specific DNA binding. The coding region runs from base 179 to 1258 and encodes 359 amino acids.